UUUGAUGAAAAGAAAAUUCUUGUGAAACACCAGGAAAAGAUUGCUGGCGAAUUUUUGGACAAGUUGGUAAAGUGGACAAAGAACAUUAAGAUUUCAGAUCCUUUUGAAGAAGGCUGUAGGCUUGGUCCUGUUGUCAGCAAAGGACAGUACGAGAGAGUAGUGAAGUUUGUCUCAAACGCUAGGAAGGAAGGUGCAACUGUCCUCUGCGGAGGAGCUCGUCCUGGGCAUUUUAAAAAGGGUUAUUUUGUUGAACCUGCUAUAAUUUCAAAUGUGACUACUUCAAUGGAAAUCUGGAGAGAUGAAGUAUUUGGUCCUGUUCUCUGUGUCAAAACAUUCUCCACUGAGGAUGAGGCAAUACAGCUGGCAAAUGACUCCCAAUAUGGAUUAGCAGGCGCUGUAUUAUCAAAUGAUCUGGAGAGGUGUGAUCGCGUUAGUAAG
Molecule: messenger RNA, 438 nt
Organism: Brassica oleracea var. oleracea
Lineage: Eukaryota; Viridiplantae; Streptophyta; Magnoliopsida; Brassicales; Brassicaceae
Product: betaine aldehyde dehydrogenase 2, mitochondrial-like
Exons: 4
Molecular function (GO): oxidoreductase activity, acting on the aldehyde or oxo group of donors, NAD or NADP as acceptor
Source: RefSeq, a predicted model, not a curated record